CCAAGGCCAGGCACGGCAGACGGCGGCGCUACGGGGGUCCUCGACGGCGACGCCCCGGUGGACCUCGAAGGCGGCCGCUACCUCCCCGCCACGCAAGCAACAGAAUGAGAGGGAUACAUGCUUUACGGCGUACCAUUACCAUCGCGGGGAACGCCGCCCUGCUGCCGCUGGCGACAGCACUGGUUUCACACACUCACGGCCAUCAGGUUCCCUAUCCGAAGAAACAAUUUGCAGAAGCUGUGCUCGGUACCCAAAUCCGAAUGAUAUCCAACAAUUCAAGUGCUGCACCAGGGACAACAAAACUGAAGAAUCCUCGGGCCAUUCCCGGUCUGGAUUUUUUGCGGCGAUGGCCUCGAGCGACGCUGUGGUCAAUUGAGGCUCAAAGUUGGCUGCCUUUCACCCGCCGACUCUCUACACCAGUUCCCCAAUGGAUGCUACACCAGUUCCCCAAUGGAUGCUACACCAGUUCCAAUCAGGCCCUGCCUUUCACCCGCCGACUCUCUAGGCACAUGGGUGCGAGGUACGUCGGCCUGGGCAGUCCUGAAGCUGCAUUCGUCCCUGGAAGUGUCUGGCAAUGGCAGUGAUGCUGCCCUGUUGCUCCGAGUCUCGGUGCUUCGCCAUUUUGGCUGGAGGCAAGGCUGGGCGAGGCCUAAUGUCGUUGCGUGUCUGUAGUUGAGGGCACCUCCUCACCUAGCUGUAGUCACUUGGUGAGGACGGUCGUGUGUGUGUGUGUGUGUGUGUGUGUGUGUGUGUGUGUGUGUGUCCCUCCUUUCUGGAGGUUGUACCCCCGAUGUCUUCCUGUUCAAUGCAAUGAAACGCAACUCUUUUGCGUUUUCUCGAAAAAGAAAAAAAAAAUUAGGCUCAAAGUUACAUUUGUCAUAAACUUAGCUCUUUGAAUAGCCAAGCAAUUCAGUUC
Messenger RNA from Triticum aestivum (bread wheat), 916 nucleotides. RefSeq lists its product as uncharacterized. The record is from RefSeq and is a predicted model, not a curated record. NCBI's taxonomy places the organism in Eukaryota, Viridiplantae, Streptophyta, Magnoliopsida, Poales, Poaceae.